This is a messenger RNA of Malassezia sympodialis ATCC 42132, 801 nucleotides long. It is a transcript of the gene CWC21, whose product is annotated as U2-type spliceosomal complex subunit CWC21. Gene Ontology annotation, cellular component: nucleus. The record is from RefSeq and is a predicted model, not a curated record. Lineage: Eukaryota; Fungi; Basidiomycota; Malasseziomycetes; Malasseziales; Malasseziaceae.
AUGUACAACGGCAUCGGCCUGCAGACCGCGCGCGGUAGCGGCACGAAUGGCUAUGUCCAGAAGAAUCUGUCGCACCUACGUCCCCGCGACCCGUGGCCGAGGCCAAUGGAGCCUGAGGCCAAGCCGCGCGUAGCAGCGCCGGACGCGGGCAUCUUGGAUCACGAGCGGCGACGCAAGAUUGAACUCCAGUGCCUUGAGCUGCAGGACGAGCUGGAGGAGCGAGGUCUUCCCGACGAGGAGAUCCGCGCGCGUGUUGACUCGCUACGCCAGGGCCUGCGCGCGCGUCUCGCGCGCGCGCCGGAGCAGUAUGGCCAUGCUACGCGCGCCGAGGUGAAGCAGCUGCGGCCGUCCGAUACGCAUGCGCGCGGCGCUGCCAAGACGCGCGAGUCCGAGAGCAUGCAGCGCGCUCUGCGGAUCCAUCCCUCGUACGUCGAGGGCCAGGCGUUUGAUCCCGCCUGGCAGGAGCAGCGCAAGCUUGAGCGCCACGAAGCGCGUGCGCAGCGGCACCGGGCGGCACGCGACUGGGAGGAGCGGCCGCGCGAGGCGGACGAGCGGCCGCGCGAGGCGGACGAGCGGCCGCGCGAGGCGGACGAGCGGCCGCGCGAGGCGGACGAGCGGCCGCGCGACAAUGGCUAUGCGUCGCGCCGCGCGCGCGUGGCGGAGCGUGAACCUGCGCGCGAGACCGACGUGCCGUCGCCGCCGACCCAUGCCGACUCCCGCGCGAUCCGCGCGUACGAGGACGACGCACCCGUGCCGAGCCGUACGCCGUCGCCGCCGCCGCUUCAUACGGACGGUGCCUAG